UAUGGGCGAUCAAGAUCAAAGACAAAAAACUCGUUCGGCAAAUUAUACGCACCAAGAAAAAAUUUUGCUAUUAUAUAUUAUGUUAGAAUAUAAAAGUGUUAUCGAGUCUAAAAAAGUCCGAUGCGGUUACCUGGAGAGAUAAAGAGGAGGCAUGGAAAAAAAUAACUGAUAUUUUUAAUACUCAGUCUCGUACAGGAAUAUUUCGACAUACAGCGUCACUCAAAAAAGCUUAUGAAAAUAUAAAGAAGUGUACAAGGAAGGAUGUUGUUGAUGAAAAGGCAUCUCUAAUUCGCACAGGUGGAGGAAGAUAUGAAGUCAACACUAAUUCAAACCUGGAUUUGGCUUUGGAAAUAAUAAAUCAGAAAACUGUAUAUGGCUUGAAGAAUAAGUGUAGCGAUGUAGAAGAAUUAGAUCAAGUCGACUGUGACAAUGUGCAAGAAAACGUAUAUAUGGAAGAAAUAGAUGAUGACACAGCCAUACUUCUGCACGUUGUUGAGGAUGAUGAGGAUAAUACCGAAAAUAAUAAAACGGACUGGGGUAACUAUAAACCAGAGGAUUUUAAGAAACCUUUACAUCCAAAACUAUUACCAAAAGCAAAAAAAAUUGAAUCGUCAUCAAGGAAGGUGCCUUUGAAUGAAACUACAGCUACUGAUGAUAAUGUCUGGCUCAUUUGGGGGCCGUCAGGAAAAAUCGAAAUCGGGGCCUAUUUGGUUUUGUGCUGCUUAUCGACUCUCCCAAGGAAAACUGUCUAUCUCAAAUUUGGUUAUACUGAGAUAAUUGCAUUUGAAUAGUUGAGAAAAUAAUAAUAUUACACGAGGAGUUCUGCAAGUUGAUUCAACAGUGUUUAAUAACAAACUUAUACAACGCUGAUAUUAUGGGAAACUGCAGAUUGAAGCUUUUUUGCGAAUGGAAUGAAAUUAUUAAAAAAAAAAGUAUUGAUACUAUUUUACCAAAAGGAUGCGUCUUGAAACAAAUACUAUCACUACAAAUGUUAAAUGCAGAAGACGGCAGUUAUUAUAAUAGAUUAUUAAAUCCAGGAGAUUUUAAAGACUGGAGAUAUGUAAAUAUGUUGUUAAAUAAAAUAGAUAAUCGGGAUACAUGUUUAAAAUGUACUAUAAUGGCUUUAAAUAGUUCGAAUGAGGAUGAAAAAGUCUCAGAUUUAAAUUUUGUGCCAUAUAUGAUAUCUUCAAUUGCAAAAGACUGCUCUGUUAUGAUAACAUUAAGAAAAAUUAAGGAAAA
Messenger RNA from Anoplophora glabripennis (Asian longhorned beetle), 1239 nucleotides. RefSeq lists its product as uncharacterized. The transcript is spliced from 3 exons. Bases 450 to 791 code for a protein of 113 amino acids. The record is from RefSeq and is a predicted model, not a curated record. Lineage: Eukaryota; Metazoa; Arthropoda; Insecta; Coleoptera; Cerambycidae.